AUGUUCUACUUCUUCGAAUCACGCAAUAGCAAAAAGGACCCUGUUGUUAUCUGGUUGACUGGAGGGCCAGGGUGUGGUAGCGAACUGGCCGUGUUUUAUGACAAUGGUCCCUUCACCAUUGCUGAUAACGUGUCUCUUGUUUGGAACGAGUAUGGUUGGGACAAGGCAUCGAACCUUCUGGAUGUGGACCAACCUAUUGGUACUGGAUUUAGUUACAGUUCUGACCAAAGAGACAUUCGUCAUAACGAAGAUGAAGUUAGCAAUGACCUAUAUGAUUUCUUACAGGCAUUCUUUUCGGAGCACCCUGAGUUCGCAAAUAAUGACUUUUACAUAACUGGAGAAUCAUAUGCGGGGCACUACAUUCCAGCUUUUGCUGGCCGAGUACACCAAGGAAACAAAGCUAAGGGGGGAAUUCAUAUAAACCUAAAGGGAUUUGCUAUUGGUAAUGGCCUGACAAAUCCUGCAAUCCACUGUAAAGCUUACACUGAUUAUGCUUUGGACAUGGGGGUAAUUAAGAAGUCUGAUUAUGAUCGUAUCAACAAGAUGGUUCCCGUUUGUGAGAUGGCUAUAAAACUUUGCGGCACUGAUGGUACAAUCUCUUGCAUGGCUUUAUAUUUUGUCUGCAAUUCGACAAUCGAAGAAAUCAUGAAACUUGCUGGCGAUACUAAUUACUAUGAUCUUAGAAAGAAAUGUGAAGGGGGCCUUUGCUAUGACUUCUCGAACAUCGAGACAUUUCUUAACAAGAAAUCUGUUAGGGAUGCCCUUGGUGUUGGGAAUAUAGAUUUUGUGUCCUGCAGCCCUACAGUCUAUCAGGCCAUGCUAGUUGACUGGAUGAGGAAUCUCGAAGCUCCCAUUCCCAAUCUCCUUGAGGAUGGAAUAAAGCUUCUUGUAUAUGCUGGGGAAUAUUAUCUCAUUUGCAACUGGCUUGGCAAUUCAAGAUGGGUUCAUGCUAUGCAAUGGUCUGGUCAGAAGGAGUUUGUAGCAUCUCCUGAGGUUCUUUUUAUAGUUGACGGCUCAGAAGCCGGAGUCUUGAAAACUCACGGACCUCUCGGUUUCCUUAAGGUUCACGAUGCGGGUCAUAUGGUUCCUAUGGACCAGCCCAAGGCAGCAUUGGAGAUGCUGAAAAUAUGGACCAAGAGUACACUAUCUGAAGCCGGUGAUUCAGAGAAACUGGUUGCUGAGAUGUGAGCUCCAUUACUUCAGUGCUUGAAUCCGAUGUAGUUAGCCUUUACAAUGGGAAUAAACAUAGUUCAGGAUAUAUUCCUGCGUAGUUUCGAUACC
Messenger RNA from Hibiscus syriacus, 1281 nucleotides. RefSeq names its product serine carboxypeptidase 3-like. The transcript is spliced from 8 exons. Gene Ontology annotation, biological process: proteolysis. The coding region runs from base 1 to 1188 and encodes 395 amino acids. NCBI's taxonomy places the organism in Eukaryota, Viridiplantae, Streptophyta, Magnoliopsida, Malvales, Malvaceae. The record is from RefSeq and is a predicted model, not a curated record. Gene Ontology annotation, molecular function: serine-type carboxypeptidase activity. Gene Ontology annotation, cellular component: vacuole.